This is a messenger RNA of Solanum dulcamara, 2166 nucleotides long. Its product is annotated as nudix hydrolase 18, mitochondrial-like. The transcript has 4 exons. Lineage: Eukaryota; Viridiplantae; Streptophyta; Magnoliopsida; Solanales; Solanaceae. Bases 452 to 1303 code for a protein of 283 amino acids. Gene Ontology annotation, cellular component: cytoplasm; nucleus. The record is from RefSeq and is a predicted model, not a curated record. Gene Ontology annotation, molecular function: pyrophosphatase activity.
CUCAGAAAAUUACAAACUUCAUAAAAUAAUGAUUGACCCACACGCCCAAUUUGCCAACUUUUCCCCAAUUGGCCCCCUCUCACGAAAAUUCUAUAAAUCACUAUCUUCAUUGUCUAUUUAAAGGAGUGGACACACACAGUUUUAGCAUAGCUUCCCAUAUCAUUAUCCACACACACCAUACAAAUUACAAAAAAUAAAUUGUAUUUUUAGCUCUUUGAUGAUCUAAUCUGAAAAAUAUCUCAUCUUUACCUGUUUUAUAGACUAAAUACAGAUUAAUUCCAACUGGGUUUUGUUCCUUUUUUUCCCUAUCUCCAUAACGGCCCUAAUUUGCAGUUCUCUCUCUCUCUCUCUCUCUAUAUAUAUAUAUCUCCUUCUUGAUUUGGAGGGUUUUCUUCUUUAGGAAGAACAGAGAAAAGUGUGUCUUUUAAUUUUCUUUUGGAGUUUGUACGAUAUGGCAAUGACGAAGACCUUAUCUAUGAUUUCAAGAACAGGAAGAGACCUGCAGAGAUACAAUGAUGGAUGUCGUCAAGUUGUUGGAUGCAUUCCGUACAGAUAUAGAAAAACAAAUCAAUCGUCUACAGUUCUAGGGACCCAAAUCGAUGAUUUGGAAUUCUUAUUGAUCAGCUCACAGAAGAGUCCAAAGUGGAUGUUUCCUAAGGGUGGUUGGGAAACUGAUGAGGCAUUAGAAGAUGCUGCUUUAAGAGAGACUUUUGAGGAAUCUGGUGUAAUUGGUGAUGUUGAGGUUCAGGAGUAUUUAGGUACUUGGAGUUUUAAGAGCAAAAGCCAAGGAACAUUUCAUGAGGGGCAUAUGUUUCCUUUGCUUGUCACAGAAGAACUAGAUGAUUGGCCUGAGAAAACUGUCCGAAAACGUCUAUGGUUGAAAUUUAGUGAAGCAAGGGAAGUAUGUUGGCAUUCCUGGAUGAAGGAGGCUUUAGAUGUCUUUGCUUCUAAGCUCACAAAAAGAAAUAAAGAUGACGAGCCUCAGACAUGCCCUUUCGAUGAAUUGUCCUAUGAACAGACAGUUGUUGCUGUAUCUAAUUUUAACACAAUGUUUUAUGAAGAACCAAUAAUCAGCAUUGAAGCUAAUGACUUGACCUGUGAGGAGGAGCUGAGAAUUAGCCUUGUAGCUAAGCCUUCUCUAGGUAAGCUCAUGUUCAAUGAAGAAGCAAGGCGAAAGCCGUUUUUCAAUGAAAUUAGUAAUGUAGCAAACUCAAUGUUCAGUGAAGAAGCAAGAAUGAGCACCAAAGCCCAGAAGAUGUUCAAUGAAAAAUUGGGAAGAAUAAGCAUUGCUGCUUUCAGCUAGCAAACAAAUGAAGGAAGAAACCUCAAGACUUCUAAGAACGGAGAAUGAGGAACCAGGGACGUCUAUCCAGUAUAAUUCCCCACAAGCUGGGAGCCAAGAAUCAGCAUUAUGUAAAGGAGAAAGAUAGAACCUUGCAACGCUGUCGACAGAAAUUUUGAUGAAUCUAAUAAUGCAGGAGUUGGCAUUGUUACCCACAAUCUGCAAUGAAAGAAGAAUCAUCAUCAGCAGUAUUAUGGACCAGAGAAAAGAACCUUUCAAAUCCCUGCCUGAUAGAACUCUCUAUAUUGUCCCUUUAACUAGAUAAGAAGUUUGAGUUAACCAUGUUUUUGAUGAUCCAAUGAGAAACUAAUCCAGUUUCUCAAUGGCAUAAUACAUACAUAGGCACACAAAUUUGGCCUCAAUUGGCAAGUAAACACUUCAAAUUUGGAAGUGCACAUCUAGACACCCCAACUCGUCCUUGUCUCGUGGACAUCCAACGCUGACACGACACAUAAAUUUUGGAGGUGUCUAGAUGAUUAUUUUGUAAGUUGGAGUGUUUAACUGGCACAGUGGAGACGACUUGAGGUGUUGCAUCCUCAGUUGCCGAUUGAGGCCAAGUUUGACUGUCUGUAUGUAUUAUGCCUUUCUCAAACUCCAGAUAUAGGGAUCUUUCAGGAUAGAUAGAUUUAGAGGGUAAUUUCAAAAGUUUCUAACUUCAUUCUUUAAUUCUUUUUUGUUCUUACGCAGUCAAAAAAAAUGUACAUGAUCAUUCAGUUGUAUGUAAAGAACACCAAAAUUGAACCCAAAAUAAUUGUCUCUAGUUGUUGGCAUAACCCUGUUCAUUCAAUGAUUGAAGUAUAAAGCAAUUGAUAUGAAGUUCUUGA